UCCCUCUAUCCUGCUCCAUUCUUUGCAUCGCAAAUCGUAAGCCGGUACGCGAAGACGUUUAUCUCAAAAAUGGAGUCUGUCAAGCCAAACAUAUUGCAAAUAAACCGUGAAGCAGGUUCUGCUGGCGGUUCAAAAGAUGUUGAAUCACUGUCAGAAAUAUUUGACAAUGCUUUUCGACUCUUCAACGGUAUUAACAAAACUGAUGAGGCAACGAACAGUCCUAAAGUUCAGGUACAUCAACGUCAUGACGAAUUCUGACGUUCGCAGAGCUAUGAACAUGUUUGAGAAAGCAACGAGAUUAGUCUCCAUGGCUAAUAUGUUCAGUGAGAAUGAGAGCUUUGACGAAGUAGCUACUGAGAAUAUCAAGUAUUUUCUUUUGCCAGCUCUACUUGGUUCUCUUACAUUGAAGAUAUGUGGUACGGAUGAUCGAACGCAUAUUGUCGAUGUGGCAGAGGUUUAUUUUAUUGACUUUCUAAACAGAGUCAAAGCCUAUGGAUUAACCGAUAUCCAGAUCCCAGAGACUAAAAAUGAAGAGCAUCAGGAUGAGACUGCUGUUGCACAAACAAAAUCCAAUUCUGAAUAUAUUACUGAAAUGGUAAACUCAAGAAACACGAAAUUGCAAAGAUAUCGAGAGCAAAAGGAAUUAGAAAAGAAUUUGGAGGUAUUCAGGAAAAACCUUGACAAUCCUAAUAUCGAUGAGGAAACCAAAAGGGAGUAUUUCGUUACCCUUCUCAAGGUUUAUGUGAAUCAAGCUAUCGAUGAACUGGCUUCUCUGGCAGCUGAAAGGCCACUGUUAGAACACAUGAAACAAUUAGGCCGCACUGACAGUACCGCUUCUCAACAUCAGCAUAAAACAAAAAUUCCUUCAGCAAAAUUAAAGCCGAUUAUAAUCACCCGCGACGAGGUUCAAAAGCAAGUUUUUGGAGCUGGAUAUCCCAGCCUUCCUGUACUCACGGUGCAAGAGUUCUACGACAAGAGAGUCAAGGAUGGAGAUUGGCCUGAUGCAUCUCAGCGUAAUCAAAUGAAUGGAACUUGUCUGCAAGACGUUACCAAUCCCAACAACGUCGAUAUUUCACAAGAGGAUGCAGAAGCAAUAGAAAAGGAAAAUAGAACUGAAAAUGAUGAUCCAGAAUUACUAGCUCAAACACGAGCCAUGGACGAUUACAAGGACACGCACAGACGCGGAUGGGGUAAUAGAGCUAAUAGAAGUUAAUCAUAUCAAACAUGAUUAUCCAGUAGUGACAUACAAUUCACUAAUGGCUUAUUGAUUAUCUCCAAGAAGUAACAAAUCGAAUAUCUAUUAUGUACUAAAUCAUAUGUUAAGUAAAAUAAAUAAAAAUCAACUAAAUCAAAAAUCUACAAGCAAAAUAUGAUCUAAAGCUAAGCUGCGCCUAGAACUCAUAAAGAAAGUAAACCUACUUGUAUUGACGAUAUUUCAAAUAAUUUGAAAUAAAAACUGAAAAACAAUCUUAAA
Messenger RNA from Cephus cinctus (wheat stem sawfly), 1474 nucleotides. RefSeq names its product immunoglobulin-binding protein 1b (gene Tap42). Gene Ontology annotation, biological process: regulation of signal transduction; regulation of dephosphorylation. NCBI's taxonomy places the organism in Eukaryota, Metazoa, Arthropoda, Insecta, Hymenoptera, Cephidae. Gene Ontology annotation, molecular function: protein phosphatase 2A binding. Gene Ontology annotation, cellular component: cytosol. The coding region runs from base 137 to 1213 and encodes 358 amino acids. The record is from RefSeq and is a predicted model, not a curated record. The transcript is spliced from 4 exons.